Molecule: messenger RNA, 3667 nt
Organism: Eublepharis macularius
Lineage: Eukaryota; Metazoa; Chordata; Lepidosauria; Squamata; Eublepharidae
Product: zinc finger protein 23-like
Biological process (GO): negative regulation of transcription by RNA polymerase II
Molecular function (GO): DNA-binding transcription repressor activity, RNA polymerase II-specific
Source: RefSeq, a predicted model, not a curated record
CUGUGCAUUUCUCCCAGGGGGAGUGGACCCUGCUGAGCCCCUCCCAGAGAGCUCUGUACAAGGAAGUCAUGCUGGAGAAUUUUGGGAACGUGGCCGCUCUGGGACCUCAGAUUGCCAAACCUGACCUCAUUUCCAGGCUGGAAGAAGAAGAGGAGCUCUUUCUCCUGAUCUCUGACGAAGAAGAAGGAUUGGCAGGCUUGCCUAGGCUAUCCAUUCAAAACUCUUUUGAGGAGCAGACAACAGACGAAUGGGCAGGAGAGGGUGCUUCUCGGGAAUACCGAGUGUGGUCAUUUGAAGCAGAGCCCGGAAGAGCUUUGGAUCAUAUUCCAAGAAGAGGAAGAUCUGAGGAAGAUUUCUCAGGUUUCCCAACUGACAGCACUGGGGGUGAAGCCACCGGUGAAGGAUGCCUGUACCAGCCGGAAGACACCUCAUCACAGGAACUAUCCAAAGAAGAGAGCAGCAGCAGCCUCAGAGAAGUAGAUCCUGAAGGAGGCAUGUGGGCGUCAACAAAUGAAACAUCUGAGCAUCCAGUGAUGGCUAAAGUGGAUACAUAUUCAGUUGCGAAAUGGAAGGUUAAAUAUUGUGAUACACUGAGGAAAGAGGAAAGAAAACCUUCGUCUAAAGGAAGAAGUAAUUUCGGUCAUUUACAAGGAGAAAACAUUCAAGAAAUUCCACUAUUUGAAAAAAAAAAUUCUGAAGAAACAGACGUUAGUAUAGAUUGCAAAUCCCAUAACAGAAAGAAAAAAUAUGAAUGCCUGGAAUGUGGAAAAAGCUUCACGAAAAGUGGAAACCUUAUUUCCCAUCAAAGAAUUCACACAGGCGAGAAACCAUAUACUUGUCUGGAGUGUGGGAAAAGCUUCACAACCAGCGGAAACCUUAAUUGCCAUCAAAGAACUCACUUAGAUGAAAAACCAUAUACAUGUCUGGAGUGUGGGAAAAGCUUCACAACCAGUAGAAAUCUUAUUUUCCACCAAAGAAUUCACACAGGUGAGAAACCUUAUAAAUGCAAAGAAUGUGGGAAAAGCUUCAAUCAGAGUGGAAACCUUAGUCAGCAUCAAAGAAUUCACACAGGCUCACCUGCGCUCUCUACACUAAAUGCCUUUGAGCAGACGAUAAAGGAAGAACAGGCAGGAGAGAGUGUUUCUCGGGAAUGCCCAGUGCGUUCAUGUGAACCAGAGCCUGGAAAAGCUUCAGAACAUAUUUCAGGAAGAGGAAGAUCUGAGGAGGAUCUCGUAAGUUACCCAGCUGACAGCAGAGGGAAUGAAGCCACCAAUGCAGAAGGCGCAGUGCCUUCACAGGAACCAUCUAAAGAAGAAAGCAGCCGCCUCAGAGAGAGAGAUCCUGAAGGAGGCAAGUGGGCGUCAGCGAAUGAAACAUCUGAGCAUCCAGUGAUGAAUAAAGGGGAUAUAUACUCAGAUGUGAAAGGGAAUGUUGAAUAUUGUGAUACCCUAAGGAAAGAUGAAAGAAAACAUCAGUCUAAAGGAAAAAAUAAUUUCGGUCUUUUACAUGGUGAAAACACUCAGGAAAUUCCACUACUUGGAAAAAAGCACAUAGUAGGCAGUAGAAAUAAAGGUGCAGCAAGUGGGGAAAUUUUAUCUAAAAAAACAGAUAGUAGCAUGCAUUGGAAAACUCAUAACAGAAAGAAAAAAUAUAAAUGCCUGGAAUGUGGGAAAAGCUUCAUGAACAGUGGAACCCUUAAUUCCCAUCAAAGAAUUCACACAGGGGAGAAACCAUAUACAUGUCUGGAGUGUGGGAAAAGCUUCACAACCAGUGGAAGCCUUAGUUCCCACAAAAGAAUUCACACAGGUGAGAAACCUUAUAAAUGCUUAAAGUGUGGGGAUAGUUUUGCUCAGAGAGGAGGCCUUAUUUCCCACCAAAGAAUUCACACAAGUGAGAAGCCAUAUAAAUGUUUGGAGUGUGGGAAAAGCUUCAAAAAGAGUGGAAACCUUAGUCAGCAUCGACGAAUUCACACAGGUGAGAAAUAUAAAUGUCUAGAGUGUGGGAAAACAUACAGUCAGAGAGUAAAACUUAAUUCCCAUCAAAGAAUUCACACAGGGGAGAACCCCUAUAAAUGCCUAGAGUGUGGGAAAGCCUUUCGUGAUAGUGGAAAACUUAACCACCAUCAAAGAAUUCACACAGGCGAGAAACCAUAUAAAUGCCUGGAAUGUGGGAAACGCUUCACUGAUAGAAGAAGCAUUAAUCUCCAUCAAAGAAUUCACACAGGCGAGAAACCAUAUAAAUGCCUGGACUGCGGAAGAAAUUAUAGAUUUAGUGGAGAACUUAAUUCACAUCGAAGAAUUCACACAGGUGCGAAACCAUAUGAAUGCCUGGAGUGUGGGAAAAGUUUUACAACCAGUGGAAACCUUACUUCUCAUCUAAGAAUUCACACAGGUGAGAAACCAUAUGAAUGUCUGGAGUGUGGUAAAAGGUUCACAACCAAUGGAAACCUGAAUUCUCAUCGAAGAAUUCACACAGGGGAGAAACCUUUUAAAUGUCUAGAGUGUGGAAAAAGCUUCAGCCACAGAGGAAGCCUUACUUCCCACCAAAGAAUUCACACAGGCGAGAAUCCAUACAAAUGUCUGGAGUGUGGGAAAAGCUUCAGGAUUAGUGGACACCUUGUGUGCCAUCAAAGAACUCACACAGGGGAGAAACCUUAUAAAUGCCAAGAAUGUGGGGAAAGCUUCAGUCAGAUAGGAAGCCUUACUUCUCAUCAAAGAAUUCACACAGGCGAGAAGCCAUAUAAAUGUCUGGAAUGUGGGGAAAGCUUCAGGGUCAGUGGUCUCCUUAAUUGCCAUCAAAGAAUUCACAGAGAGAAACCUUAUAAAUGCCUAGCAUGUGGGGAAAGCUUCAGUCAGAUAGGAAGCCUUACUUCCCAGCAGAGAAUUCACACAGGCAAGAAGCCAUAUAAAUUUCUAGUGUUGGAAAAGUUUCAGUCAGAGAGGAAACCUUAAUCACCAUCCAAGAAUUUGUUAACCCAGUGGGUCUCCUUACAAGUUUUGUGGGGGAAUUAGCAGCAAGUAGAGGCUAGGUGGGGGAGGGAAAACAGAGUUGUACAUACCUGUAACUAUUGUUCAUCGAGUUCUUCUGUGCACACACACUUUGGGACUGCACAUGCACAGGCCUGCCAGUGGAGAAACUUAUUAGCUCCUUUAGAGCCCCGAUAGGUGUCGCUGCUCUCCAGUCAUGUAGCCUGUCCACUUUUCCCGCCUAAAAUGGGGCACAUGACCUAGGAGGAGCAACUCCCUCUCCCUCAGUUCUCCGGAGCCACUGUGAACCCAAAACAGUUACCAUUAGAGAGUUCACAGUGGGGCAAGAGGGAGAGAUGUGUCUCUGCACAGAAGAACUCGAUGAACAGUAGUUACAGGUAUGUAAAGCCCUGUUUUCGUCAUUGUUCUUCUGUGCCUCCCAACAGUGGGAAGAUUACCAAGCUGCAGACAGUAAGGAGGCAGGGUGAAUCUCUCCAACUCAAUUUUAUUGCAUUACAGCAUGAAGCAUAACUGAAUAUCUUCAACAUUCAAAAAACAUGAAUAAAGAAUUCUUUUUUUGUCAUCCCAAUAACAACGACAGACAUGGAAGGUUCAAUAUGUACAAGAACUAUAUACACAUAUAUACGUAAAUACCUGUCAUGUCAAUUGGAGCAUAAUAAACACUAGUGUCAACUGGAACA